AUGCAUGUUUUGGGCCUCACAAACCCUAGCGACGCCGUGGUGCUCGAUCCCUCCUUGUUCGUCGCGACGACCCCGACCGGCAUAAAAGCUCCUCGAAUCACCUGCGCCAAAGCCCUGAGCAUACAAAUCAUCCUCUACGACCGACCUCGCCCUGGCAGAAUGCAGUACAUCUCGCUGAACCCCAUCUCGCUUGCCCUCGGAAACAAGGAGGCUCCGGGCUUGCCGCCGACGGAACACAUGGCCGAGGAGGAGAAGCAGGAGUUGAAGCUAAAGGAGCAGAAGAGGAAGUUGGUGGAAAAGCUGAAGCUGCACACCAUAAUCAAGCGGAACCCGUCGCCGAAGGAGAAGGCCUUGCCGAAAAUUGUGAACCAAAUCAACUGGUCUUGGGAGCUUGAACAGCUUCUGCAAAAGAACAUUUCGCGGAUCGGAACCAGGCCCAAGCGAACACUGAGCGUUUCGGAGCGGGUAGUGGAGAACGUGACGACAGUGCGGAAUUUCGUAUGGGACCUCCUGAUCCUCUACGUGCUCCCGCUGAUUCAGUGGGGGUUCGUGUAUAUGCUCAUGGGCCACAGAGCGGUAGCCGAAUUUCUCCUUCAGAUUCUGGAGUUCCGACUGAAGGAUAACUACCUAGCCUUGAAGGACAUUUCGGCGACGGCGCAGCAGGUGGAAAUUCGGCUUCAGCAAUUUUGCUACUGGCCCAUGCAGUACACAACCUUGCGACAGCGUAAGAACGACUGGGAGAGUGUCACAACCAGCCACCCUGACUAUAUCCGUUUCUAUAACAGCUUGUGGCUCGUCGCCAACGAUGUUAUCAUCGGCAUCGCGCUAGGCUCCUACAUUAUUGACAAUGCGGAAUGGGCCGCCACUGCAAUCAGUGAGCUGUUGAAGGUGUACACGGUCGAGGCGCUGCAACGAAGCAUUUCCUGGUUGAUGGGCUGGCCGGCGGGCUUGAAAUUGAACGAAGAGUUGGCCUUGUUUCUUGGAGACCUUUUCCUAUGGGUCAUCGAUUAUUGGUCAACUCUUCAGCCAGUGUUACCCCAUAUCAUCUGGUUCAUCGGGUUCUCCAGCUUCGCCGGCGCGAGCAUGCCCAUCGCUAUGUUCUCCGACCUGUUGUCCGGCCUGACCGUUCACAUCUACUCUUUUUACCUCGCGUCUGCUCGAAUCUAUCACUGGCAACUGACCAUCCUCAUCUCGCUCUUCCAUCUCUUCCGCGGAAAGAAGCACAAUGUUCUCCGCAACCGUAUCGAUUCGUGCGACUACGACCUGGACCAGCUUCUUGUUGGCACCAUCCUCUUCACCCUGCUCUUCUUUCUUCUCCCGACGGUGGUUGUGUUCUAUCUCAAUUUUGCUGUUGCGCGGAUGGUCAUCAUCUCGCUCAAGGCUGUUUUCGAUACGCUUCUCUCUUGUCUAAACCACUUUCCCCUUUUUGCGCUGAUGUUACGGGUCAAGGACCCGAGACGACUUCCUGGCGGCAUUCGUUUUGAGCUUCGAGAUACCCAUGAUUGUAGACUUAGUAAUACUUCCAACGAACCACCCACCUCUGUCAUCUACCUCAAAUCCAUACCUCUUACCUUCCGCGCCAUGUUCCACCAGUAUUUCCAGAUGGGGAACCGCAUUCGCAAGCACUAUCUCUCACCCCGGGUGCUCCUUUGCCUGCUGACGGGCCAGUUCGUCCCACCCCUCAACCGCAAGAAUCUGUACAGCCUGCAGUACGGCAUGCUGCCCGCGCGUCGCGCGAGCUUCCGCCAGAUGUGGGACGCCAUAACGACGACGCAGCCCUUAAGCAAGCCUGUGCCGUUUGUGGUGAACGGGAGGAGGUAUCCCUCUGGGCUAGGUGGUGGUGGGAGAACGAGAUAUCAUCAUUAG
Messenger RNA from Colletotrichum spaethianum, 1866 nucleotides. Its product is annotated as N-acetylglucosaminyl-phosphatidylinositol biosynthetic protein gpi1. Gene Ontology annotation, cellular component: endoplasmic reticulum; membrane. Lineage: Eukaryota; Fungi; Ascomycota; Sordariomycetes; Glomerellales; Glomerellaceae. The transcript has 4 exons. The record is from RefSeq and is a predicted model, not a curated record. Gene Ontology annotation, biological process: GPI anchor biosynthetic process. Bases 1 to 1866 code for a protein of 621 amino acids.